AUGGCUACAGAAUACCCCCACCGAAUCGCCCUACUAGGCCUAGGCACAAUCGGCCUCUCAAUGCUCGCAAUGCAUCUACGCCGCCCAGACACAAGUAUAACAGUCUACGACCCCCGACCCGACUACGAAUCCCAAAUCCGGAGCACCCUCCCCUCCCUCCUCGAUUCCCCAAACCCAGCCACCCUAAUUGACGACUUAAUCCGAACUUCCCGCCUAAAAUUAGCCACAACACUCCCGGAAGCCAUCCAAAACGCAACAAUCGUUCAAGAACAGAGCCCGGAAGUCACAUCCUCGAAACAGGCCUUGUGGAAGGAAGUCGCCGGCCUCGCAGGUCCAGAUACCCACCUAUGGAGCAGUUCGUCUGGAAUCCCCGCAUCGGCGCAAGCAGCCGGGUGCGAGGCCGCGGACCGUGUUGCUGAGCGCUUGCUUGUUGCGCACCCGUUCAAUCCACCGCAUCUGAUGCCGCUUAUUGAGAUUGUGCCCGGGCCUGAGACUAAGGCGGAGAGUGUUGAGUUUGUGAAGAAGUAUUUCGGCGAUAUUCCUGGUCCUGGGGCGUCGGCUGGUGCUGGUAGUGUUGGUUCGGGCGGGGAUCAGGCGGCUUCGCAACAUUACCGACCGAUCACGCUACACAAGGAGAUUCCUGGGUUUGUGGGGAAUAGGCUUGCCUUUGCGCUGCUGAGGGAGGCGUGUUAUCUUGUUGGGGAGGGGGUUGUUUCGGCGAAGGAUUUGGAUUCUCUUGUUACGGCUAGUUUGGGGCCGCGGGGGAUUGGGGCAUUUUUGCAGAAGCUUGCGCCGACGAUUCAAAACGUGUGGGGGGAAUUAGGGCAAGUUGAUAUUGAGGGCGAUCAGGCGUGGAAGGACUUGGUUGUUAAACAGACCGAAGAUGCUUAUGGGCCUUAUACUCCCGAGACGAGGAAGAAGAAAGAGGAAAUGUUGAGGGAUGUUGUGGAGAUGCAGAAAAAGAAAUGGGGAGAGUUAUAA
This is a messenger RNA of Penicillium coprophilum, 981 nucleotides long. RefSeq names its product Dehydrogenase multihelical. Gene Ontology annotation, biological process: fatty acid metabolic process. Gene Ontology annotation, molecular function: oxidoreductase activity, acting on the CH-OH group of donors, NAD or NADP as acceptor; NAD+ binding. The transcript is spliced from 2 exons. The coding region runs from base 1 to 981 and encodes 326 amino acids. The record is from RefSeq and is a predicted model, not a curated record. Lineage: Eukaryota; Fungi; Ascomycota; Eurotiomycetes; Eurotiales; Aspergillaceae.